Molecule: messenger RNA, 1638 nt
Organism: Jaminaea rosea
Lineage: Eukaryota; Fungi; Basidiomycota; Exobasidiomycetes; Microstromatales
Exons: 2
Coding region: 1-1638 (545 amino acids)
Biological process (GO): retrograde vesicle-mediated transport, Golgi to endoplasmic reticulum
Cellular component (GO): endoplasmic reticulum; SNARE complex
Molecular function (GO): SNAP receptor activity
Source: RefSeq, a predicted model, not a curated record
AUGGCUACGGCAACAGCGUCAACGCAGCCAACACAAUCUUCACGCUUCCCUCCCGAGCUCAGCGCCCUCAUCACACCCCUUACCCUCCGCCUGCGAGACGUCCAGUCCUUCCAACUCCCUCGCCUCGCCUCAUCCUCUUCUUCGUCCCCAGCCUCCGCCCAGCAAGCUCAGGCCGCCUUUGCCGGCUACGAGCAAGAACUCAACGAUGCUCUGGAUGAUUGCAAGCGCUUUCUGAGGGAAGGCGAUGCUAUCUUGGAUGAGGUGCGCGACGAGAGGGGUGGGAGCGAUGAGGUCCUUGAGGUCGAGUGGGCGAGGGUAAAGGCGCAGUAUGCUAGCGUCCGCUCUUCUGCUCGACAAGCCCUCCUCUCCGCUCGUCGAGGCCUGGCCGAGAACAAGACGAAACGACGCCCACCUCCAGCGGAAGAAGUCCCACGCUCCGACUCAUCCGCUCCUCCUCCCUCGUACAAGCCAAUCAACGGUGGUCUCCAACCCGCAUCUCGCAACGCGAAACCAACCUCAAACGACCCCGACAGCACCUCUGCUGCGCAACACAGCUCUCAGCUCACCUCCUCGCUCCAAUCCACGCUACAAACCCUCUCCCACUCCCUAGUCCAAUCCUCCCACUCCCUCACCCUCCUAGACGAAAGCUCCCAAUCCCUCGCAGAGCUAGGAAUGGACUACGCCUCCUUCCAGCUGCUGAUGACCAACUCGGGCAAGAUAUUGAAAGGCAUGAAGAGCAGGGAUAGAUGGGACUUCCUCAUGUUAAUGGCGGCCUACCUCUUCUUCUUUGCCUGUGUGGGCUACGUACUCAAGGUCAGGAUCUGGGAUCGCGGUAUGGCCGUCGUGGCCCUCUUGUUCAGAGGGGUGGGCAUCUUAGGGCCCAAAGGGGCGGCGCAGGCUGCUGCAAAGGAGUCAGCGAAGGCGGUGGCCGCCGCCGCUGCGGCUAGCAAGAGUAGUAGCAGCAGCGUCGUGUCAGCCAGUCUGGCAGAGGCGGCAAAGAGCAAGGCGAGCGAGGUGGCUGCAGCGGCAGCUCAAUCUGCGGCGGCGGUAGCGGCGGCGGCCGCGGCAAGCUCCUCCUCCUCGUCGUCAUCAUCCUCCCUCUCCGCAGCAGCCAGCAGAGCCAGCGAGGAGGCAGCGCAGUCCUCUGCCGCAGAAGCAGCCCGCGUCUCGUCGAUGCAGGAGGCAGCGCGAGUAUCGUCAAUGGAGGAGGUCGCUCGCGCAUCUUCGAUUGCGGAAGCGGCUCGAGUCUCGUCCGUCGAGGAAGCAGCUCGUCUCUCAUCCGUCGAAGCAGCCCAAUACUCGUCGUCGUCCUCCUCAUCUAUGGAAGCGGCAGCCCGCGCAUCGUCAGCGGCCGAAGCGGCAGUCGCAGCCGGAUCGGCAGCCGCAGCGGCCGGGGAGACGGCGCAGCCAUUAACCCAAGCGGUCGACGAGGUGGUCAGCUCCUUUUUCUCUGCGGAAACGCCGGCGGGAAUGCAGCAGCAGUACGGUGACGACGACGAUGACGAUGACGCGGUGGUGGAGGAAGUAGUAGAGGAGGUCGUAUUCGUCGAAGAGGAGCCGGAGAUCGUCGAGGAAGUGAUCGAGGCCGAGCAGAACUCGCCCGAGCAAAAUGCACCCGCGCAGCACGACGAGCUCUGA